Atta colombica is the source of this 1611-nucleotide messenger RNA. Its product is annotated as CD63 antigen-like. The record is from RefSeq and is a predicted model, not a curated record. Gene Ontology annotation, cellular component: membrane. The transcript has 5 exons. Bases 219 to 1073 code for a protein of 284 amino acids. NCBI's taxonomy places the organism in Eukaryota, Metazoa, Arthropoda, Insecta, Hymenoptera, Formicidae.
CGUGUUCUAAACAAAAACCCCAACGCUAGCAUUGGUAUCACACAAGCUGUUGCCGUGCGCGAUCGUGCGUUUUCGCGGCUCGUUAUCGGCCAGUAGAUAACGCUGCAGACCGACGCUUCAACGUUGGCAUUGGCAAUCGGUGUGUUAACUGGAAGUGUUGAAGGUGCACGAUACCGCUCGCUGUGCAUCUGCGCCCGGAGGAGCCAACGCGAGGCAAAAUGGCGGCCACGCACCUAGACGUCGGCCUCCGCUGUAUCAAAUACCUGCUGUGCGCGGUCAACUCUCUAUUCGUGUUGACGGGAGUUAUGAUAAUAUCGGUCGGCACGACGAUCUACGCUGUUUAUGAGAACUUUUCGCAUUUUCUGGAUACAAGCUAUUUUUCACCAGCCACCGUCUUAAUCGUGGUUGGAAUACUCGUCUUCAUAAUUGCUUUUAUGGGAUGUUGCGGCGCACUCAGGGAAAGCACCUGUAUGGUCCUUGUGUUUGCAUUCUUGCUAUCUGUUGUUUUGAUAAUGGAACUCGCCGCCGCUGUUGCUGCAUAUGCCUUGCAAGAUGGUAUCAAGGAUCUUUUGGCUGAGAAUAUCAAGAUGACAAUGCAUCAAUACGAAAAGAACGAAGAAGCCAAGUUCGCAAUUGAUUUUAUGCAAUCUAGAUUACGUUGUUGCGGAUAUAAUAGCUACUUGGAUUGGAAUUACGUAUCGUUUAAUAAUACGCAUAUAGAUGUACCUGACUCUUGCUGUGCAUAUCUAGUGGAUGAGCUUUCAGAUCGCUGUUAUGGGAAAUAUCAGGAGGGCUGUAUCAGCCGCCUUUCUAUUAUUGUUCACCGUAGUGCACUAUACAUCGGCACAGGAGCUGUAGCGAUCGCCCUUAUUCAGCUAACGGGAAUUAUGUUCGCGUGUAUGCUUGGCCGAGCUAUCAGGCGUCAAAAAACAGAAAGGGAGAGGCGUCGUUGGGAAUUACGAGAGAAUUUAGUGAACGGUUAUGAACCAUUGGGAAAAUCGGAUCCCAUAACUACGUUUCCCAUAGUGUACAUGUCGCCAGACUAUCCAUUGAAAGGCGAUCAGAAAUGUUAAUAUUUUGAUGUAAAAAUCGAGUAACUGUAUAAAACCGUAUUUUUUUUCCCGGAUUCACAAAGAAAUUUGCAAAAAUUGAGUAAUGAAGAGAGAAAUAGAGAGAUACUAUUUUUUUAACAAAAUAUAAAAGCUUGUGAGAAUAUUUAUUCUUGGUUUUUACAUUUUCUUUUAUGAUAGAGCUCAGCGAAUGACCGUCGGACAGCACAAAAGAAAAAUAGUACUUACUACCAAAUAAUUAUCUGAUUUAUAAUAUAUAGUUUAAUAUAUUUUCUUAGUAAAUAUAUAUAUAUAUAUAAUACACAUUAUGAACGAGUCUGAUUGUUUGCUUUAAAUAAUUUGCAUUUUAAUGAUUAAAUAUUUUGAUUAAAUAUUUUUAAAUUCAAAUUUUAUAUAAUAAAUAAAUAUAAUAUCUUAAGACUAUUCACAAAUAUUGACAAAAAGCAUUAUUUUAAAAUACAGACUAUUGUAAGAGAUGUAUUAUUGUUAUACAUUCUUAAUGCACUGUAUGCUAAGAAUAAAAUGACUUUAUUAAAAUUUA